Molecule: messenger RNA, 4026 nt
Organism: Pseudophryne corroboree (corroboree frog)
Lineage: Eukaryota; Metazoa; Chordata; Amphibia; Anura; Myobatrachidae
Gene: ERN2
Product: endoplasmic reticulum to nucleus signaling 2
Exons: 22
Coding region: 370-3204 (944 amino acids)
Biological process (GO): mRNA processing; IRE1-mediated unfolded protein response; protein phosphorylation
Cellular component (GO): IRE1-TRAF2-ASK1 complex
Molecular function (GO): RNA endonuclease activity; protein serine/threonine kinase activity; ATP binding
Source: RefSeq, a predicted model, not a curated record
UGGCGUCCGGCCACGCCUCCUCCCGGGAUCUGCGCUCGGUGAUUGGUCGCAGCAUGGGGAAACCUCUGGAGUCGUCCAGGUAGAGCGGUGCUGUUACUGUGUAUGGGGGAGACGCGCCGCCCGCUGCCACUGACACCCGGAAGCCGCUGCCGCUGGGCUCCCCGGCGUACCGCAUAGUACAUACAGAGCGCAAUUAGUACAGGUGCUGGCGCCGGGCCCCCAUCAGUGACAGUGUGUACAGGCAGCCCGAUAGCCUAUGGGAUCCGGAUAUCAUCCCCUCUCUCACCCGGGCGCCAUGGGGACUCGCUGACACCCCCUGCACUUGCUCUGCCUGCCGGGGAGGAUGAGAAGAGCCCUGGGUGCCGCACUAUGCACCUCUCCCUGUGUCUCACCAUCGGCCUGUGCCUCACACAGGUGCUGCCUUGUGAUGCAGGGGCGUCUGUCUCUCUUCCGGAAUCUCUGCUCUUUGUGUCCACACUGGACGGGAAGUUCCAUGCAGUCAGUAAGAAGACUGGGAAUGUGCUGUGGACUUUGAGUGAUGAUCCUGUUAUUCAAGUACCACUCUACGUGUCGGAACCAGCUUUCCUGCCAGACCCCAGCGAUGGGAGCUUGUACAUAUUGGGAGGGAGGAAUAAAGAGGGACUUAUGAAAUUGCCAUUUACCAUCCAGGAGUUGGUACAGUCCUCUCCCUGCCGCAGCUCUGAUGGAAUCCUGUAUACAGGGAAGAAGCAGGAUUCCUGGUUUGUUGUGGAUCCAAAGACGGGAGAGAAGCAGACAACACUAUCCACGGAUUCAUCUGAGGGUUUGUGUCCGUCAUCCCCUCUCCUGUACAUUGGACGAACACAAUACAUGAUCACGAUGUAUGACACGAAAUCCCGGGAGCUGCGCUGGAAUGCCACCUUCCACGACUACUCUGCCCUUCAGUGUGACAGUACCUAUGAUUACAAGAUGGCUCACUUUGCCUCCACUGGUGAUGGUAUGCUGGUCACAGCCAACCGGGGUAGCGGAGAAGUGUUGUGGAUGCAGAAUUAUGGUUCCCCCGUCGUUGGGCUGUUUAUGUGGCACCAAGACAGCCUAAGGCGAAUCCCGCACCUUAACGUGGCAAUGGAAACCCUCCGUUACUUAACCUUCAAUUCUCAGGGCAUCCGACUGAUCAAAUGGAACUACCAGGCGGUACAGGAACUAAGCACUACCAAGACACACCUAUUGCCGUCUCUGUAUGUGGGGAAGCACACCAACGGAUUCUACGCCUCCUCUUCCCUGAUUCACGAGGGAGUCUCUAUUGUGCCACGUGGAAUCACAUUGGCCCGGAUAGAGGGGCCCACCACUCAGGAUGUCACGUUGAAGGAGUCCACAGAGUUUGAUGUUACACCAAGCACCGACGUCAAGUACCCACAAGGCAGCGUGGUGUCUGCAGAUCAGUGGCUGCUGAUUGGUCACCAUGAGGUGCCUCACAUCGUCCACACCACCAUGCUGAGAGCAUUUCCCGAGACCCUGCGAAGGGAUACAGAGUCCAUCAUUCGAGGUCCAACACCUAGGACCCUCUUUGAUGAUUUUCUGUCUUCGCAGAAUCAAGACGGGUUCCCUCAGGGUGACACGGAAGGACGUGUAAAGACGGAGGCCGAUAAUGAAGAGGCCAGAAUUGUCCUUCCUGACUCCUCCAUAACCAAUCUCCUUGUCACGGGUAUAGUCACACUUCUCCUUGGAGGCUGGGUGCUUUUUGGACUCACUUACCCCAAGAUGCAGGAACAACAGCGGCGUCAGCAGCAGGAAUUACAGCAGCAGCUAGAGGAGCAACUGCAGCGUCUCCAACAUCAGCAGAACAUGGCAACGGAAUCUUCUGAAUCUACGGCUUCUGGUGAGGCCACCGCGCCAGACGGGCAAGGAAGCAGCAAGAGGAGAAGUGCGGAGCAGGAAUACAGUCAGGCUAAUGGCACAAAGCGCUUGAGCAGAGACAGCGGGGAGCAAGAAGCUUCCAAUGAAGAGGAGAUAGAAGUGGGUAAGAUUUCCUUUUCCCCCAAAGAAGUUUUGGGUCAUGGAGCCGGUGGAACGUUUGUGUUCAGGGGUAGAUUUGACGGCCGCUCAGUGGCUGUGAAGAGGAUCCUUCCAGAGAGCUUCACCCUGGCGGAUCGAGAGGUCCAGUUACUGCGGGAGUCUGAUGAGCACCCGAACGUGAUCCGCUAUUACUGUACAGAGACCGACAGGCUAUUCUAUUACAUCGCCCUGGAGUUGUGCACAGCCACCUUACAAGAGUAUGUGGAGAAUCCUAGCUUCCCUUCCACCGGCCUAGAUCAUGUGACCCUCCUCUAUCAGGCCAUGUCUGGACUUUCCCAUUUGCACUCUCUCAGCAUCGUGCACAGAGACUUGAAGCCGUGUAACAUCCUCAUCUCCCUGCCAAACGCCCAGGGCAGACAGAGAGCUGUGAUUUCAGACUUUGGACUCUGCAAAAAGCUGAGAGUGGGGAGGAACAGUUUCAGCCUGCGCUCCGGAAUCCCCGGCACUGAGGGCUGGAUCGCCCCGGAGGUCCUGCGUGAUGGAAGAACGCAAAACCCUACAUCUGCAGUGGAUAUCUUCUCCGCCGGCUGCGUAUUCUACUAUGUGCUGACAAGAGGACAGCACCCGUUUGGUGACAGCCUGAGGAGACAAGGAAAUAUACUGACUGGGUCGUACAACCUUCCACAGCUACAGGAGGAGACGCAUGAGAAUGUGGUGGCACGGAACCUGAUUGAGCGGAUGAUCAGCAGUGACCCACAGCUUCGACCUUCAGCGCCUUGCGUCCUUAGGCACCCGUUCUUCUGGGCCCGUGAAAAGCAGCUGCAGUUUUUCCAGGAUGUCAGUGAUCGCAUUGAGAAGGAGCCUCAGGAUAGUCCUCUGAUCAUUAACCUUGAGAAAGACGCUCGUUCUGUAGUUCGAGUCAACUGGAGAUUGCACAUAUCUGUGCCAUUGCAGACAGACCUUAGGAAGUUCCGCUCUUAUCGAGGAAAUUCUGCGCGAGAUCUUCUCCGAGCUAUGAGGAACAAGAAGCAUCAUUACCACGAGCUACCGCCUGAGGUCCAGGAGACACUGGGCUCCAUCCCGGAUGAUUUUGUGUCCUACUUUACCUCAAGAUUUCCACUUCUACUCCUUCAUACACACCAGGCUCUGGCACCGUGCGCUCAUGAAAGACCUUUCCACUCCUAUUAUCACUGGGAGUCCAUUGGCUGAGACCCUCGGCCUACUCCUGCCUUCCCUGCACUACUAGAAGGACCUGUGGCCGAGCCAGACUGGAUGCUCAUAGCAUUGGCAAUGGACAUAAGCGCAGUCGUUUCAGUCUGUCACUUGAGUGAUUCUCCUGUUUUUUAUUCUGUAAAUUGCACUGCCUCAGAUAUUUGCACAGUACAUUUGUUUUUUAAUCACUGUAUUUUUAUUUCAGCAACUUUAAGGCCUUUGUGUCUGUCUGAAAUCUGUAGAAAGGCCUCUCAAGAUGUUUUAUCAGAGACGGAUAUUUCCGUAUUAUAUUUGAGCAUUUACAUAAACUGUUUUUUAAUAACAAACGUAAAGCAGAAUAAGGAAGAUGUUGCUAUGGUAACCUGCCAUCCAAUCCAUCCUUUCGACGGCCAUUUUGCAAUUCCAGCUUUGCCGUUUGUCUUCAUACAAUACUAUGAAGGAAAACACCUACAGAGUUUUUAUUUUCCUAAAUUUUAAAGGAAAAAAUAUUGUUUUGUUUAAAAAAGAAGAAAAAAAAAAAAAAAGACAAUCUUGUUUUUCUAAAAGGAUAUAUUUAUUUUUUACCUGGUUGGGGAUAAUUACUGUACAUAACUAUUAUUCUUUUAAAGGAUAAAUAAACUGCAUUAAAUGUGCCAAUAUCAUUUUGAAUUGCUUUGUCUUUUGAGAUUUUAAAUGUAAUAUCAAGUAAUAAUUGAAAAUAUUGCAUUUGAUUUUAAUGGCAUCUUGCGUUACUCAAAGGUUCAAGUAACACUUUUGUAAUGUUCCAGCUACCCAUUAAAAUCUGGCUAGUCAGAUUAAACUGCGCAAAUCUGGAAACCA